This is a messenger RNA of Caenorhabditis auriculariae, 3544 nucleotides long. The record is from the annotation of a GenBank genome assembly. Lineage: Eukaryota; Metazoa; Nematoda; Chromadorea; Rhabditida; Rhabditidae.
AUGACCAUGUGUCCCAAGUGCCGGACGAUGAUCUAUGACGAGGAGAUUAUGGCCGGCUGGAAGGUUUUUACUCGAAAUAUCAAGAAGAAUGAUUGGAAUUGAACUUUUCAGGUGGAUGAUCAAAAUUUGAACACGGUCUGCCCGCAUUGCUGUGAUGAAAGCAGUGAGGAGGUGAAGAAAAAAAAAGAAAAAUCGAGGAAAAAAUAUGAAAUUCAUAUGUAAAACUUUCUAUUUUUUUUGUUUCUGUGAGGCGUAUUCUGAGAAUUUUUCUAGUCAGUUAAGGGAAAUAUUUCUUUCUCACAAAGUUAAAAAUUUUCAAAAAGUCGAUUUUGAGAAAAAAAUGGAAUGAACAGGUUUUUAUUGGAUGAAAAAUUUGAAAAAAUUACAAAAAUGAAUGAUUCAAAAAAAAGUCUAAUUUGUUUUUUUUCUAGCUUCAAAAUUGAGUCUAGAAGUUGGUUCUGGAAUUUAUUAGAGUUAUAUCAAUUUUCCUACGAGAAAUUUAGAAGCUUACCAGUUUUUUUGAUGAGUUUGAAAAACAUGAGAAAAACACUGUUUUUGUUUAAAUCGAACUUUUUGAAAAUGAAAGUUUUUUUUGAAUUUUGUAACAUAAGGACAUUAAAAAUACUUGAAUAAUUUUCUUAAUUUCAUUUUUUCCAGGCCUUCCCACCUCGUCUGACGGUCCGGAUGAGGUACAGACCUCUGCCGGUGAACAGUUGGUACACGCCUGGCGGAUUGCCAACUUCUCAACAAAAUGUUCGAUGAAAAGAAAAGAAAAAAAUAAAAGGAUUUUUGAUCAUUAAGACGCCAGAAAAGACGAUUUCCGAAGAGCUACCAUCGAUUUCGGUGGCCUUUGUCAGUCCUUUGGUCCUUCGAAGGGAGUUGGAAACCUUGCUUUCCGUUGAUCGGGAUGCUUUGAAGGUAAAAUUUCGAAUAAUGAAGAAAUGGAAGCCCAAUGAAAAGCAAACGUUACAAUCGGCCUUCAAAGUUCCAUUCCCUUUUUUUUUUAUUUGAAAAUGAGGGUGGAAAAAGGCUCCCCAGAAAUGUUCCUUUUGGGGUGAGAAAAGUCCCCUUUUUGCUGACUUUUUGCGUUAUUUAAUGGCUUCUUAUGCACAUGUUUUGCUGCCUCUCCCUUUUCUACCAUUUCUUGAGCCUUUAAAUAUCUAGAAAAAAUGAAAGGCUCGAUAAAGGGACUCUUUUUGCUGCCUCUUUGCGGCCUUUUCUGAGCCACUCCCUUUUAGCGGCCGUUAUCCACCAUUCCGACUUUGUUCGAGAAACUGGCUUUUGAAAAAAAAACGAAGCUCAGGUUUUUGAGAACAGCAUACUUUUUAAUGAGAAAUAUAGUUCUAAAAAAAUUCAAAAAAAUAACAAGGAAAUGAGCAAAAAAAUUCAAAAUAAGUUUUUUUUCUCAUAAUAUUUAUUAGUUUCGCUUAAAGAACCGCCCUCUUCUGAUUACGAAGCACUUUUUUUCGAAAUCAAUAAUUUAAUUUUUUUGUAAAUGUAUCACGAUUCCGGUGAAUAAUACCCUUAAAGCUUCCAUUAAAAUAUAAAAAAAUUACACCUUAAUUUGAAUUGAAAAAUUUUUCUGAAAACCUUGAGAAUCUAACAUUUUUUUUCCAGGAAUCUUCCUUGAUGGAUUCCCAUCCGAUCGUCUUCUGGAACCUCAUCUAUUAUAUGCGGCGCCUCGCUUUGCCAACCCAUCUUUAUAGGUUUCUGAGAUUUUUUUGUAUAGUUUGCAAAGUUUGUAAAUGUUCUUGUUCUGUGAACCAUUAAAAAAAUUUAAAAAGAAAAAAAUUUUUUUAUUAGAAACAUUUUUUUAACUGGAAAAUGUACUUCUCUCGUGAAUUCUCGGAAAAAUUAAUAUUUCAAUUUUUCUUCAUUUUUCAGAGCUUGGAAAUGUUCAUUUCUGUUAAUUUUCUGAGGAAAGAAGUUCAAAAAUCUGAAAAAAGGUUAAAGAAACUUUUUCUUUCACUUCUAAAAAGCUUUGUCGUUUUUUUGUUGGGGAAAAAAAGAUAGAAAUUAAAUUUCUUUUUUUCAUUCUGAGAGCUUGAAAAAUACUUUUUAUCUUUCAAGUUUUCUGAAAAACAAGUUAAGGAAACUUCUGCUCUUUUUUGAAAGCUUGAUAAUAUUCUCAUUCUGUGAAAUUUUUUUAAAGAACUUCAUUAAAUUUUUUCAUAGUUUCAUUCAUUCUUGAAAGCUUCGAAAUUUUAUAAUUAUAGUUAAUUUGCAGUUGGAUCACCCCUCGCCACCAUAUCCGCUGUGCCUAUGACAUCCCCUCAGAACACGUUGAUGUGGCGCCUUUGUACUUCCUGAACCCCAACAAUCCGGUAAUUACCUGGCUUAUAACCAAGCCCCCUAAUUGGCUCGUUUAGUACCACACGACGGCGAAAAUCGCCCCUAGUUUGAACGCCUGGAACUCGGUCACAACUUCCGUAGAGAAUAAUCAGCUUUUCAAGGUGAAAAAAAAAUUCCUCUUUCAAAAAAAAAAAAAUGAAAACAUAGCUAGAAAUGAUAAAUCUACAAAGAAAACCUUUUAAAAAGUAUAAUUUCGAGUUUUUUGAUCGAAAAUCUUCGUGUAACGAAGGAUCAGAAGCUGCUGAAGAGACGCCAGAGAAAAGGAGAGUUUUCCAGCUUUUCUGCCGUCUCUUCAGUCCGUCGUUGAUCUCUCGCUUCAUGUACUUUUGAAAUUCCAAAAAAGAAAGUUGAGUUAUUAAAAAAAAUUGAAAGGAGUCUUUGGAUUUUUUGAAAAUUUAGACCUUGUAAAAAGCAUAAUUUCGAGUUUUUUGAUCGAAAAUCUUCGUGUGACGAAAGAUCAGAAGCUGCUGAAGAGACGCCAGAGAAAAAGAUUUUUUCUAACUUCUCUGGCGUCUCUUCAGACCGCAGUUGUUCUCUCGCUUCAUGAACUGAUGGAAAAUUUUCAGUUUUCGGCGUUUUUCAAGACUUGAAAUUUAAGCUUUUUUGGCAUACUUUAAGUCAAAAAAGGCUUCAGUUGUUGAAAAAAACCAAUAGGAUUUAAAAAUAAAUGGACUCCAAAAAUUUGAUUUGAUUGGGUAUUCUUUAUCUCGUGAACCUACGGGUUAUUUUUCAUCUGAUCUUAUCGGUUAGGGAAAAGAGUGUGCAGACACGUGAUAAUCAUUUUAAACAGAGGCGAAUGAAAAGAUACCUUUUUAGGCUAUCCAAACUCUGAUCAACGAGUCUCGGAAAGUGACCAGUCAGGGACAAGUUACCGUCGGACCUCAUUUCCCGAUAUUCCGGUGCCUCAUUUCCAUUUCAAGAGGAGAAAUCCAUGUUUUCCGUCUUCAGAGACAUCCAGUUCGCCUCCCUGGACCUUAUUCGGGCGAGCCCUCCUCCGGGACAGCCUCGACAACCAGUACGACACGGAGUGCAGCAAACUGCCGCCGAAAAUCGCCGGGAUCCUCCCGAUGCAGGACCACCCGUUGUCCCAAGUCACCCGCGCCUGCCGAAAAGUCUUCAUGCCAUUGGACCUCGUCUAGUCCUUCCCCCAUUGUCUGUACCUAUUUUGUAUCAUACCUGGCCUUUUUUCUGA